UAUAUUUUGCUUGUUCUCUCUCUACAGGCCACAAUGGCACUAAUAUACUAUGAACAAGUUCAACUAAAAUACUAAAUAAAUAUGGACUAUAUAACUCAAGAUAUAUGUACUAAAGCAAAAGAAAAGUUGUUGUAGUAUCCUGGUAUUUUCGCAGACAACACCUACGUAGUCAAGGGACAUGAGAUUACUUAACAGAAAGGUAAAGCUCUCUUUCAACCUCAAAACCGUUCUCCAAUUUGUAGAAAGAGCAAAGAUCAGAAACUGCAGGCACUUCUUAUUUCUAGCUUAUGGUAAAAGAUGUACCGUGGAAGAGAAGCAUCAUCUUCAUCAUCAUCAACAUCAAAGAUGCCCAGUUGGCUAGAGUCUCAGUAUUCGCUUAAAAGGAGACUGAUCGAGGAGGAUGAUUUCGAAUGGAAACUACCCACAUCAUCAUCAAGCAUCAAAGAUGGUCAUAAAGUGUUGUUGAAGUAUGUGGGUGGUGUUGAUGUCAGUUUCUUGAAAGAAGAUCCGUCUGUUGCUUGUGGGUCACUUGUUGUUUUGGAUCUCCAAACUCUCCAACUUGUUUACCAGGAUUACUCUCUUGUCCGUCUUCGUGUCCCUUAUAUCGCUGGCUUUCUCGCCUUCAGAGAGGUUCCAAUACUUCUACCACUUAUUGAGAAGAUGAAGAACAGUCAAAAUCCUUACUACCCACAGGUGAUAAUGGUAGAUGGCAAUGGAAAGCUUCAUCCUCGAGGUUUUGGCCUGGCUUGUCAUCUGGGCGUUAUGGCUAAUAUUCCCACCAUUGGGGUUGGAAAGAAUCUGCAUUAUGUGGAUGGUCUUAAUGAAGAAGAAGUGGGAGAACUUCUUCGAGCCAGAGGAAGAAGUGGUGAAGAUUUUGCCAAACUGAUAGGGAACUCCGGUUGCACAUGGGGAGCAGCAAUGAGAGCUACAAGGGGAUCCUAUGAUCCUAUAUAUAUUUCGAUUGGUCACCGGAUAUCACUAGAUACUGCCAUCAACUUGGCGAAAAUGACUCGCAAGUAUCAUUUGCCAGAGCCUGUACGACAGGCUGAUUUAAGAUCAAGAGAAUACAUCCGGAACCAUAAAUCAACGUUGUUAAGUCUGGCAGAUGGAUCUUGGAAAACGACUACUGCAAUUCAUCUGUUCAAUGACAUGGUCAGUUCUGCUGUGCUGAGGGGUUUCCCUAUGUAUUUAAAUGGACUAGAAGGCUUCUGUAGAUGGCACUUAACAGAUUUGCACACGACUGAUGAGUGUGAGAUCUUCAGGAGUUUCUUAAUAAAAAAAGUUUAUUAUGAGAAUUAUGUUCUCACUGAGGAGCAGCUUUUUGCUAUGCGGCUUGAGGACUUUCUUAUUUCCAAUGGCAAAAGACUCCUCAGAUUCUUGAGAGAUUGACGAGGUCCAUUUUUAUCCAAGAAGAAAAAAGCACUCACAUGUUGUAUAUGCUUCCAUUCCUCUUUCCUACGCUGCAGCUGUGAGAAGAGUUGUUUCCGGAAAGCUUCAUAAUCCAUUGUGGCUGAUUCAAUACCACCAGUGACAUGAAUAUUUAAUUUGAUUGAGAUUGUGAGGUUUCAACCAAAUGCAAUCCCUUGGUUGAUAAUAUCCUCAAUCCAGUUGGUUGUUCA
This is a messenger RNA of Ricinus communis (castor bean), 1619 nucleotides long. RefSeq names its product endonuclease V. The record is from RefSeq and is a predicted model, not a curated record. Gene Ontology annotation, molecular function: RNA endonuclease activity producing 5'-phosphomonoesters, hydrolytic mechanism; single-stranded RNA binding. Bases 298 to 1389 code for a protein of 363 amino acids. The transcript has 9 exons. Gene Ontology annotation, biological process: DNA repair. Lineage: Eukaryota; Viridiplantae; Streptophyta; Magnoliopsida; Malpighiales; Euphorbiaceae. Gene Ontology annotation, cellular component: cytoplasm; nucleolus.